AUGACCUGGGGCUCUGCUCGACAAGCUCGUUUCCUCGAUGCGCCGGACGCAGUUGAGUAUCUCAAACGUGUCAAGCAACACUUUACAGGCGACUCGGGGGCAUUGGCUACUUUAUUGCGUCGAAUCCGUAGUUGGAUCGAGACUGAAAGCACAAACCCUGUUUAUGAGCGAUCAGCUGUUGCCAUUGCGUGUAUAUUGAGGACCAACCCUCCUUUGUUACAUGGGUUCAAUUCUCUGCUCAGGAAGGGUUACAGAAUUGAGUUUUCCAACAAAGUUGAGAUUGUAGAUCUCUUUGUGUGGACAACUCCCGCCGCCGCAAUGAUACGGUCUUUCUCGGGGUCGAAUGUACCGAAUCCAGGCUCUGCCGCAGAACUUCGGGAUUGGCUUUCUUUGGAUCAUGGGCUGGAGGACCUAUUGAAGUUAGACUACGGAAAGUAUGGGGAUGAGUAUCCUACAUGCCUUUCUCAACUCUUACAAUUUAUCAUGGACGACACUACCACGGAUACGAAUCCUGCGACGGCUUCUCGUUGUAGGCGCAAAGCAUUACGAUUUCUCCGACAAUUAGCGACCAAGCGGUCUAUAUUGCCGCCCUCAUUGUUCUUAAACAAUCUGAAACGUGAAGGUAGUAGUGGAGUGCAGCAUGCGGUGGGGGGAGGAGCCUUUGCCGACAUCUACAAGGAUCGCAUUCAAGGUACAGUUUUCUGUUUCCGUGUCUUGCAGGUUCUUGUUUGGAGACAACUUAAACACCCGAAUAUCCUCCCUUUCAUAGGAGCGAGCACAGAACUGUUUUCUCCCCGAUUCUGCUUCAUUUCGCUCUGGAUGGACAGGGGUGACAUCAUGUCCUACUUAAAACAAAACCCACGUCAUGAUCGAUUCGCUGCGGUCUGUCAAAUCGUUGAUGGAGUAGAAUAUUUGCACACCCUUGACCCCCCUAUCACUCACAAGGACAUCAAAGGGGCCAACGUGCUCGUAACUGACGAAGGUAUUUGCUGUCUGGCGGACUUUGGUCUCUCCUCUAUCUUUGAUUCACAACGAGUGGAUAAGUCGCCUGGACUCCAGGGAUCGAUAUGUUGGCUCGCGCCUGAGCUCAUGCAGCCAAUCUACACCGGGAAACCUCCUUUCUGGGACCUUCCCCACAGUUUUGCUGUCAUGCGCGAAGUUUCAAUUGAAAAGCAAAGGGCUCCGUUACCGCCAGAAGGGACGUGGACUUACGAAGAGGAGCAACUAUGGGUUCUAGUUGGGCAAUCAUGGGUUGAAAAUCCUGAGGAGCGAUAUGAAAUUAGGGAGAUCAAGAACUUCUUGAAAGACCUUGUCUGUGAUAAAACUCUUGAAGGACCUCAGGGGGGUUCGCCUUCUCCAUCGCCAGAAACUGACAGUGCGAGCGAGGCAGCGCGAGAUCUCGACAGAGUUAGGGUAUGGCUUGAUAAAGAGCUUUACGGGUAUUCGGCCUCACUCAUUGGAAGAACAUCUAGAUUCGCCGAUAACCAUUUCGAUUUCAAGACGCCACCACGCUCAAGAAGAAGUCAACCAGCUAGCCAAGUUUACUCAGGAUAUCGCAAACAGUAUGCACGUGAGGAUCCGUCACCCUAUGACACCCCUGCAAGUGAUCUUGGAGGGAGAGCUUGGUAUCUCGGGUCGCCCGCUCGAUGUAGUGCUGAAGUACUGGUAACUUUCCCCGCUACUCGUUCCUUUUUGAGUUCUUACAAUCAGGCAAUUCCUGAGCGUUUCGACUGGGUCUUGACGAUGAUUGGCUCAAUCUUGAUGUGCAACUUCUCGAAUGGUCUGGCAACUCCUCGGCUUGAAAUUUCGAUUAAGCUUCGUGCCUCACGCCUGGAUCUUGCGGAGGUGGUGCGAUUUUUGCACAUUUCUCUAGGCCUCUCUAGCAGGAUGUCGGCGUCCAUGAAUUCCGCCCAGGUUCAGUCUUUGAAUGGACCAGACAGCAUCGCUUACCUAGAGUGUCUCAAAGGCGCACUCUCCGAACUCGAUGCUGAUCCCAUACCUCUAUUUCACCUUUUAUUCGACCUCGUUUGGAGAGACCGCAACAGCUUGAAGAUCACUAAUCUCAUUGUCCAAAUUGCAAGCUCGCUUCGAUCGUCGCGUCACCUUCUCCGUGGUUUAAAUAUCGUAUUGCCGAAGGGGUUUCAGGUUGAAAUUAAUGCUGAUCUUCAUGACCAAUCUGAUUUCUUCGUCCUCGUAACUCCUUUUGUCUCUCGCAUCGUGUUGGUGUCAGGUUUGAAAUUGCCAAGUCCAGAAACCAACCAUGAGCUUCGUAAUCUCCUCAAUGAACCUCAGGGGAUUAACAAGCUCCUUGAGACUGAAGCCAGCCCUGCCUGGUUUUCCGCCAUCUCUCAACUUCUACAGAAUGACAUCUAUACGGGGAAGCUCGGGAAUAAGCCGGUCUGCGUAAAGGCGCUGCGGAUCAAAAGUCUUGUCGGCUCGCGCUUCUGCCUCAUUUCGCCGUGGAUGAGCAAUGGCAAUAUAAUGAAAUACCUAUCACAACACCCCAAUCACGACCGAUUUGUUUCUGCCAAUAUACUGGUGAAUGACAAGGGUGUUUGUUAUUUGGCAGACUUCGGCCUUGCAUCCGUCGCUCAAUCGCAACGUCUCGAUAGCAGUACAGGGGGGAUUGCAGGCUCAAUGUGUUGGCUCGCCCCUGAAAUCUUAAGGCCUGAUUCCACAUCUGAUCAGGAUGAGAAGCCACGCGACAUUUAUGCUUUCGCCUGCACCAUCUAUGAGAUAUUCACAGGCAACCCCCCCUUUCAUGACCGUGGUCAUGGUGCAAUGUUCGCCAUCAUACGAGGUGAAUGGCCUGCCCUACCUCCUUCGGGGGUAUGGUCAACCGAGGAAAAAAACAUGUGGGCGUUGGUUGCCAAAGCGCGGGCGCCAGAAUUAACCGAAAGAAUGAAAAUUCGGGAGAUCAAGAACGCCUUACGAGGGGCUCGUAUCUCCCUCGAAGAAUCUAGAUCAACAGUCGCCGACGAAGGUCGUCAACUUAUCGUAGACAAUGAAAACAUCCUUAACGCGAGGGUCUGGCUCGAGAAAGAGCUCAGUAAUUCUGCGACGGGAGAUGCUGUCGUUGACUCUUUUACCCCAUCUAUCGAGGAGGGGGUAGGAACUCCAGACUUCCGAGACACUCGUGAAUCAAGUGCGCUUGGGAGUCUUUGUCCUGAGCUUCGAGAAAGCCAUGAUUUGAAUGACAAAGGGUCUCCCAGGGGAUCUCCUUCGACACCUUCCCCUCUGCAUCUGGAUUUCUGGAAUGUCCGUUAUACUCAUGGACUGGCGACACCUAUUAGUCCCUCGCCAUCGCCUUUAAAUCCACAUGCAAUACCAUUUGCACCAUGUGCACCAUGUGUGGCUGUGUUACCACUCACGACCGCCGAAUCCUUACUUGAACCGUCUAAGAAUUCUUCCAACCCAGUUACAGGGGAAGAGUCGACGCAUUCUUUUCAAACGGUUAAUGGUCGGCUACCAGAGACCCAGAUCCGGCCUCGACCGGUUCCCUUGCGUCUCAAGCCAACUUCACCAGCAUUUAUUCCUUCAGCUGGGUUCAACCGUAAUAUUUUGAACAUCGAUAUCCCUUCUGUUACACCCCCAUCAAACAUUUGUGACAUUCUUCAAUCUCAUCUACCAACACCAGUAUCACCGCCAACAACCUCUCAAAAAGAUGACGUGGUUUUUGAUUGUUCGGCCCUCUGUUCCUCUUUGGCUUAUCCCCCCUUUGGGGAAUCGGCCGAAAAUUGUGAAAAAUCCCGUUGUUCAAACCAUGAACCAUCCGAUGCUCGUAUAUCUGCAGCCGUGGGCACAAAACUCCAAUCGCAGCCAUUAGCAACUACUUCUAUUGACAGCAAUACGAGAUCUGGGGUCAGAAAGUUAUCUGUUAAGGCCGAUGCGUUUUUUCCAAUGGCUUCAAGACGUUCGACAGCUCUGAGCCCUAUCAUGGAGGUUAAAGUGUCACCUGCAGGGGCUGUCUCGGUAAUGCCAUCGAUUUCUCAGGGUGUACAACGCAAGCUCGAUGCUUCCGUUGCUGUGUUUGUUCCACGGGGAGUUCUGUCAUCUUUGAAACAGGCCUCGACUCUCGACCAAGCUCAGCUUUUUUGAUGAUUCCGACAGCUUGUGACCUCAGCUUCUCGGAUCGAUAGUGAAUUUUAUGACUUUUGCCAGUUAUCCACUC
Molecule: messenger RNA, 4171 nt
Organism: Laccaria bicolor S238N-H82
Lineage: Eukaryota; Fungi; Basidiomycota; Agaricomycetes; Agaricales; Hydnangiaceae
Exons: 17
Coding region: 1-4098 (1365 amino acids)
Biological process (GO): protein phosphorylation
Molecular function (GO): ATP binding; protein kinase activity
Source: RefSeq, a predicted model, not a curated record